AUGGACGUGGGGACCCUCGCCAGCCACUGCCAGAGCUGCGGCGAGAGGGCAGUACUUGAGGCGGGGCAGUAUCAGCUGGCGCUCAGGGGCUUCAACCCGCCGGUCGUCCCGAUGGUCCACGAGGAGGAGCUGCCGAAGCAUUCUUGGCGAGUGACCCUUCUUCGAAGGGCCGCGAACCGAGUGCCCAACUUGAACGAAACUUUCUCGCCCGUGGCCUUUGGCAGUGUGCCCAACUUUCCACUGGAUGAGAGUAGCAGCACCACCGGCCUUUGGCGAGGAAGGACCUUCCCACAAGAAGCUGAUGGGGUUGAAUCGACUGUGGUGCCAGCCGAUGAUCGACUGAGCCCAAGUAGGUAUAUCAGUCUGACUUGA
Molecule: messenger RNA, 372 nt
Organism: Symbiodinium necroappetens
Lineage: Eukaryota; Dinophyceae; Suessiales; Symbiodiniaceae
Source: the annotation of a GenBank genome assembly